Messenger RNA from Thalassophryne amazonica, 5089 nucleotides. RefSeq names its product RAB3 GTPase activating protein subunit 2 (non-catalytic) (gene rab3gap2). The record is from RefSeq and is a predicted model, not a curated record. Bases 244 to 4362 code for a protein of 1372 amino acids. Gene Ontology annotation, biological process: regulation of GTPase activity. The transcript has 35 exons. NCBI's taxonomy places the organism in Eukaryota, Metazoa, Chordata, Actinopteri, Batrachoidiformes, Batrachoididae.
ACCCGGAAGUAGAGUGAACUAUGUGUCAUUAACAACAGAGGAAGCAGCAAAUGUUAAAAUAACAGUUACGGGCUGGUAUUGUCAUUAUUUACUGUAUAGUUUAAUAAAAAUAAGAAAAACGAGUUUGUGAGCAGCUUGUCAUCAGCUUUUUACGGUGCAGUAGGAUUUACAAUCUUAUAAACAGGACUGUUAGCCAGCGGGCUAACUGGCUAUUUGCUCCGGUCCUAACGGGACGGAAUAAAGAUGUCCUGCAGCUUGUUGGAGUUUUCUCGGGUUCAAGAGCUGAAAACGGUCAGAGAUUACUUGUUCCAGAGCCAGAAAACCGACCCACAAGAGAAAGACCAAACAGCAGAAAACGAGCUGUCUUGGGACACCUCUGACUGGGAGUCAGCAUGGGACAAUGAUGCCAACAAAGAGGAGGAUGGCGCUUCUCCAACCACAGAAGAAGAUGACAGUACUGCCCAGACUGCACCCUGGCUGCAGGACUGCGUGGUGUCCAUGUCCUCCUGCGCAGACCUCCUGGUGGUGGCCCGUGAACACAAAGCUGUCUUCCUCUCAGCAAAGUGGCGAACAGAUGACAGUGGCAGAGAGGAAAUGACCCUGGCUGUGUCUUGGACCGGAACUCUCUGUACAGAUGAUGGGGAGUGUGUUACCAGCUCCAUCUGUAUACCUUUGGCAAGCCAAAAGAGGAGUUCCACAGGGCGGCCUGAUUGGACAUGUGUGGUUGUGGGUUUCACCUCUGGUUAUGUGCGCUUCUACACAGAGAACGGCGUUCUGCUCCUGGCCCAGCUGCUGCAUGAGGACCCGGUACUGAGGCUCAAGUGCCGCACGUAUGAGAUCCCCCGCCAUCCAGGAGUAACUGAGCAACACGAGGAGCUGAGUAUCCUCUAUCCUGCUGCUCUGGUCACCAUCGAUGGCUUCAGCCUCUUUCAGUCUCUGCGUGCCUGCAGGAAUCAGGUGGCAAGAGCGACAGCAGCAGGCAGUGACAUGAUCCAGCCGCCUCCACUGGCCUAUAAGAAAUGGGGUCUGCAGGAGAUGGACACCACUGUGGACCACUGCAGUGUGGGCGUUAUGACACUGUGUGUGUUUGACCAGCUGAAAAACGCCUCUAUCCUGGGGGGGUUCAGCGCAUCAGUUAAAGGAAGCCCUCCCGCCAUGAGCCAGUAUGUCGCUGUAGGAGGUGGGCCUUACGCAGGCUUUUACUACGCAACUGAGGGAAGCUCCCAGCCUCUCCUCUCUCAUGUGGCUCUGGCUGUAGCCAGUAAACUCACCUCAGCCCUCUUCAAUGCUGCAAGUGGCUGGUUAGGAUGGAGACAAAAGAAUGAAGAAGAGUCUGCUCAGAAGCAAAAGCCCAAAGUGGAGCCUGCAACACCACUGGGGAUCAGAUUUGGUCUCCCAGACUCACGUCGCCACGGUGAGACCAUCUGUCUUUCCCCAUGUAACACACUGGCUGGAGUGACAGAUGACUUUGGUCGAGUCACUCUGCUGGACCUGGCUAGGGGAAUCGCAAUCCGCAUGUGGAAAGGUUAUCGAGAUGCACAGCUGGGUUGGCUGCAGGUUCCAGAGGAGCGGGGUGAUCGAGAGUUCUCCCCAUCUUCUUGUCUUCCCAGACGCCACGCCCUAUUCCUGGUUAUCUACGCACCCCGCAGGGGGAUCCUGGAGGUGUGGGCAAUGCAACAGGGGCCCCGAGUAGGAGCCUUCACCGUGGGCAAACACUGCAGGUUGCUGUAUGCUGGCUACCACCUGAUGGGAGUAAACAGUAUGACCAGUCAUGGCUGGCAGCUCCACACCCACCAGGUGUGUCUCCUGGAUCCCACCACAGGAACACUGCGGACUGUAGGUGUCCCCUUCCACCUGGCCCUGAGUGAUAAGAAAAGUGAACGAGCAAAAGACAUGCACCUGUUAAAGAGACUGAUGAAUAUACUAAGGAGUAGACAGAUAGAACCUGAUAUCUUAGAGAGUGAAGCCAAAAGUCUGCUGCUUGAUAUCAGACACACGGCAAUUAAAAAGCAGGCUUUGGAGUCUCUGCUGUCUCAUAGUCGUGCUCCUCUGUCUUGUCUUACGAAUGUCACAUGUGCCUUAUAUGACACUCUCAAGGAACAAGAUCCUGACUCAGUGGAUCCAGCAUUAGUUCAGCUCUGCUCUUCUCAGCUGAAGUUGCUUCAGCUCUACAGUGACAUCCAGCAGCUUCAUUGUUCUGAGGAUAUUGAUGCGUGCUCUGAAGCUCUGGACUGUCUUGUUAGCGUUGAGGAUGAGUUGGUCCGCCUUGGUCCCACAUUGAAGCGUUACACCCAGCUCACCUCGAGGCCCACCGUUUCUUUUGUCCAGGACUCGCCCGACUCGCCCUUUCCUGUCCAGGCUUUUCUCUCCCAGAUGGAAUACUCUGAGGAUGGGAAGUUGAGGGUAACCCAAAAAACUGAAGCUGAAUGGAACCAUCUUGGGAGCUUCAUGUUCUGGGGUUGCCUGUGUGGAGAACGUCCUGUCCAUAAAGUCUGUGAUACACUACAGCAAGCUGGCAUCAGUCCACAGCAGCUGUUGUCUUUAUUACUUGGUGUGUGGCUGCAAAGGGAGAAGGAGGUGCUUCAAUAUCCAGAGGAAUUUGUUAGAAACCUACACACACUCCUCGUCACCCUCAGCAACAUGAAAGGUGCGGUAGAGGACUCGUGGGACCCCCAGUCCAUCUCUCCCUGGUGGCAGCAGGUCCGCUGUACGUGCAUCCAGUCCCACAAUUCUGCCGCUGCUCUGCUGGCUGCAUUUGUAGCUUAUAGCGCCGCUACCUCCAGCAUUUCCAGGCGUGUGGAGAAGCUGCAGUCGGAGUGGGAGGCGGUGUCUCUGGAGAUCGAGCAGUGGGUGGUGUGUGUUCGCCAGCUGGAGGAUGUACUGGUACUGCAGACUCUGCUGUUAACACCGCCGGAACAGGGACCAGCAGGAGGCGCUGUAGCACAGUGCUCCAUCAAAGCACUGCUGGAGGGAGGAAGAGGUGGCGUCGCUGACAGUGUCUCCAAGUGGGUGUUCAGACACGGUUUGGCUCCUCAGCGGCUGAAGCAGAUUCUCCAAACGGCAGAAGAUAAAAAGGGAACUGGCAGCAUGGAAGAAGGAGGAGGUGCAGGAUCAGCGGCAGAGGACAACAGUCAAGAGGAUGCAGAAAGGACGGCAGCGCUGUUGGUGGCGGUGUGUCAGCGGUUUCCACAUUCCCUCUCACAUGACUUCCUCUUCGCCCACUGCUGCUGGGAAUAUGUGGUGCAGUGGAACAAAGACCCUGAGGAGGGUCAGUACUUGUGUUUGGCGGUGGAACAUUUGAAGCUGGUCUCCAGUCCACAUAUCCAACUUGGUAUUUCGGCUAUGAUGUGGAGCACGUUCAUUGUCAAACAUUUCUCAGCGGCAGCCUUCCUCAUCGAAAAGGUGGGGAAAGCACCAAAAGACCGCUUGUGUCGAAGGGAUGUUGGGAUGGGAGACAGAGCCAUGACGUGUUUCUUAGGCUGCUGUGUCCAGCUGCUCCAGGUCCUCAUGGAGGCAGACUCUGCGGUGGAGGAGGUUCCUCCUCCGGAGCUGUCUGUGGAGGAGGUGUGGUGUGGGGCAGAGGGUCGCGCCUCCAUAGCAGAACUGGCCCUGGAGCAGAGGGGCAUCCACUACCCGCUGGUCCAGCAUCACUGCCUGCUGGCCUCCCUGCUGCACGCGGCCGUGACCUUUGGUCUGAGGGUCAAACCUCUCAGCCUGUUUGAUAGCAAGGGCAAGAACGCUUUCUUCAGAGAUCUGACCACUAUCCAGCUGAUGCCCAGCAGGGACAUGGAUCCAGCCCUGGUCUCACUACGACAGCAGUUCCUGCUGCAGGUGCUGACCAGUUGGGUGCAGGCCAUCGAUGAUCCAUCCAGCUCAGCCUCUGGCCUAGAUUGCUCCCCUCUGCCCUCUAGUGGCCCGAAGGCUGACUGGUGGCCGUCACUGUGUCUGGAGCUGGCGUCCCUGCUGCAGGUCGACCCCGACGUCCUGCGACGUCACCUCGUCUGUGAGCUCUACAGCCAGGGCCUGGACCUCCGGGCCGAGGAGGCCAUGUUGGAGGUUGAAGAUAAAGACGUGUUGGGCUCCCAGCUGCUGGUGCUGUCCGGACAGAGACUCAGCUACCUGCUGCUGCACAGUCAGAGUCAAACGCAGGCCGCCAUGGAGCUGCUGGCCCGCCUGCCCCCGAUGCUGUGCACGUGGCUCAAAGCCAUGGACCCCAGUGAGCUGAGAUGCCCCCUGGUGCCCCUGAGCCGGAGCAGCCGGCUGGUCAGUCGUCUGAUUGAAAUGCUCCCGGAGAACCACGGCCAGUACAGCCUGGCUCUGCACCUCCUGGAGGCCACGGAGGUCGUCAGCACCGAGGACUGACCAGCAGGGGGCAGCGUGAGGGGACACAGAGAGCUCGAUGUGAAGCCAACAGAGUGCAUUUGUGUGCACGCAGGAGAAGAUGCUCGAGGUCCUCUCAGAUAUCAUAGACACUCUGCUCUUCACCUUACGUUAAAUACGUUGAAUUCAUCCUCGCAGAACAUCGUUUAACCUCAUCACAUUUACUGAACAUGGAAGAUGAAUUAUACAGAACAUGUGAUAAUAAAAUGUUCUUUGACAACUGAUCGAGGACAAUUUCAUGUUCAUUUGUCUGCUAAAUAGGAUUUUGUCCGUUUAGGAACAUGAAUUUAAUUUUUAAGUCACCCUGCUCCGAAAUAUCUUUUAAUCUCUUCAGUAUGUUAGAAACCUGCCAUAUGACAUCACAAAGACCUGUAUGUUUGGACUUCCUGCCUUAUGAUGUCGCAAGGACCUACAGCGCGCUCCUCUUUCAGCUGGUGGUUACUGCACUGGCUGAGGGACGCGCUCUGUGUGCUGCUUCUGAUUUUGUCUUUAUGACCAGUCUUUUGUGAUAUUUUGUGCCAUAUUACAUCUGUCCAACUUGCUCCUUCCCAUUUCUUCUCAUGUAUAACAGUGAUUAUUUUCAAUGGAUGCUAUAUUAUAUUCUGUCUGUUGACCUGUUCAAGGUAUAAUUCCACCUCUUCACCGGUCAGCUCUGACAGUCUCCGCCCCUUGGCAUGAGUGUGGAUAAAGUAUAUUUUGUAUAUAUGCA